Molecule: messenger RNA, 1161 nt
Organism: Branchiostoma floridae (Florida lancelet)
Lineage: Eukaryota; Metazoa; Chordata; Leptocardii; Amphioxiformes; Branchiostomatidae
Product: GTP-binding protein SAR1b-like
Exons: 4
Coding region: 1-531 (176 amino acids)
Biological process (GO): vesicle organization; membrane organization; intracellular protein transport
Cellular component (GO): COPII vesicle coat; endoplasmic reticulum exit site
Molecular function (GO): GTP binding; GTPase activity
Source: RefSeq, a predicted model, not a curated record
AUGUCAAAGUCUGGGCAGCUGGUGUUCCUGGGUUUGGACAACGCUGGGAAGACGACCUUGCUACACAUGCUGAAGGACAACAGAAUGGGACAGCAUGUGCCGACGUUACAUCCCACUAAGGAGGAGCUCGUGAUGGGAGGCGUGCGCUUCACGACCUUCGACCUCGGGGGUCACUCACAGGCACGGCGUGCGUGGAAAGAUUCCGUCCCAGCGAUCAACGGAGUCGUGUUUCUUAUCGACGCUGCGGACAGCGCCAGGCAUGGGGAAAGCAAGAAGGAACUGGAUUGUCUUCUUGCAGAUGAGCAGAUCGCGAACGUGCCGAUUCUGAUUCUGGGGAACAAGAUCGACCAGCCGGACGCAGCGAGCGAGGAGUUUCUCCGGCAGUAUUUCUGCUUGUACGGACUGACAACCGGAAAGGGCAACGUGCGGCUCCAUGGAUCGAACACACGGCCUAUGGAGUUGUUUAUGUGCAGUGUACUGAAGAGGCAAGGUUACGGGGAGGGCUUCCGCUGGCUGGCACAGUACAUCUAGUGAGCGCGCCCACUCCCAGGCCAGCUUCAUUGCUUUCCUGUAUUUUGGCGACGCCUCAGGGGCUAGCCUAAUAGUAUAGAGCGUCCGUUUGACAAGAAUUCCCAAAAUUUGUUAGGCAUGUUAGAAAUUUCCCCCCAUGCAUGUGUAGUUGCAUCAUCCCUUUAGAGGGGAAUAACUCGGGAAUGGGUUAACAGAUCUUCAUGAUAUUUGGAAUGUAGAGAGCUUCAGAGUUUCCUUAGUUAAGAAUAUGUUAAUCAUGUAAAUCAGGGGCUAAUUUGCAUGAUUAAUGAGCACAGUUUAUGAAUACACCGCAUUUCAUGUUAGAUUGCUCAAAAAUAUGCCAUAUGUAACUCAAAAAGAGAAAAAUAUUAGGCUUACUGUUAAGGACAUAUCCGAUUCGCUAAAAUUACCGAAAUUCCACAGCAAUUCGUCCGCUCAUGUGCCAUUGCACCAUCCCUUUGAAAGGGAAUAACUCGGAAGGGAUAAAGAGGUUCUUUAUAGUCGUUUUCUAGCCGCUAGAGGAAUACAUGUAUGCCCCAACUCAAUAGAGUGUGUACCGAGAUAUACUGAGGCUGACCGAAGCCCACGAGUUACCACGUACUUGUGGCCUAGACUUUAAGGUGUGCAAGU